This is a messenger RNA of Lytechinus pictus (painted urchin), 4799 nucleotides long. RefSeq names its product lamin-B1-like. Gene Ontology annotation, cellular component: nuclear envelope; nuclear lamina. The record is from RefSeq and is a predicted model, not a curated record. Gene Ontology annotation, molecular function: structural constituent of cytoskeleton. Lineage: Eukaryota; Metazoa; Echinodermata; Echinoidea; Temnopleuroida; Toxopneustidae. The transcript has 10 exons. Gene Ontology annotation, biological process: nuclear envelope organization; nuclear pore localization; heterochromatin formation. The coding region runs from base 1 to 1302 and encodes 433 amino acids.
AUGGGAGUUGGGAAACUCGAGAAAGAAUUGAAUGCAGCAAACAAGCGUGUAUCUGCACUCGAGGCCCAGAUCGCUGAUAAAGAUGUCAGGAUCCGCUCUCUCUCCAACGACAAGCGUUCUCUCGAAGAGGAACUCAACGAGCUCAAGAAGGACCUCGGUAACAAGGAGAAACAGCUCAAAGUGGCCAAGAAACAAGUUGAGGAGGAGACCCUUCUUCGGGUGGACCUGGAGAACAGGAUCCAGAGCCUGAAGGAAGAGCUUUCCUUCAAGGAGCAGCUGUACAAGGAGGAACUGAAGGAGACACGCACCAGGCGUCAGGUGGACAUGUCUAGCAUCGAGGGUCAGAGCAUUGAGGAGCUCAACAACUCCCUCUUUGAGAGCCUGCAGGAGCUCAGGGAGCAGACCUCCGAGCAGACCACCCUGCUCCGCCAGGAGACAGAGUCCCUCUACUUCAGCAAGUUGGCUGAUCUGAAGGCUCUGGCGGAGCGUCACAGGAAUGAUGCCGUCAACUCCCAGGAUGAGGUCCGCAAGCUCCGAAGCACCGUUGAUGACCUCAACUCUGAGAUCACCACCAUUCGUGCCCAGAACGAUGCCCUGAUCGCCCGUAUCAAGGACCUUGAGAAACAGCUCCGCCAGGAGCAGGAUGAUCACCUUGAAGCAAUCACCCUGAGGGACAAGGAGCUUCAGCAGCUCCGUGAUGCUGUCGCUGAGCAGCUCAGGGACUACGAUGACCUACUCAACAUCAAGCUCACUCUCGACAAUGAGAUCGCUACCUAUCGCAAGCUUCUGGAGGGAGAGGAAACCAGGCUGAGAAUCUCCACACCCCCUCGCAAGACAAAGGCUGCAGCCAAGGACCCCAGGCCAAGCAAAAGACGUCGCGUGGAAGACGAAUCCAGCAUCACCCAGAGCGCCACCAACAAUGGUGUCGUGGCCAUCGUAGAGAGCGACCCUGAAGGAAAAUUUGUGAAGCUACAAAAUAACUCUGAAACGGACCAAGCAUUGGGCGGCUGGCACUUGAAGCGCAGUGCCGACGGUGGCAGCGAACAAUCCUACAAGUUCACCAGCAAGUACGUCCUGAAGGCCGGCCAGGAGGUGACUGUCUGGGCCUCCGGCAGUGGCAAGUCCCAAAGCGCACCCACAGACCUGGUCUUCAAGAACACAGAGUCUUGGGGCACCGGGGACAAUGUGGAAACCACUCUGGUUGAUGCUUCUGGGGAGUUGAUGGCAACUCGCACAGUGAUAAAGGAAGUCACAACACAUGAAUACAGAGAGGGUCGAGAAGACAGAUGCACCCUAAUGUAACGUGUACUGAUGAAACUUCGACAGCACUUUUUAAUCACUGUAGAAUUCAACAUUACCACUCGUAUCAUUAUAAUCGUCACUUGCGAGGUUUUAACAGUAGUUUUGUACAAAUUUUGUGUAGGUAUUAAAAAGUUGCAGAGGAUGUCCUAGUUUUGCACUUGGUCAACAAUCAAUCAUGUUUAAUCAACUAGUAGAUGGAAACUUUUAACCAGCUGCUUUUUAUACUUCUACUCGUAGCAGAGUGAUCAUGCCUUAGAUGAUUCGAAUGUUAUUUAUCCAAUGUUAAUAUUGUAGGAACAAUCACAGAUGGGUAUUUUGGGGGAAUUCUGUAUAGACCUUACAGCUGAAAUUUUAUGAACUGUAAGUGUUGAAAUGCAAUGUAUGUCAAAGUUUGUGUUGAAAAUCAUUAAUCUUAUAUCAGGGGUACACAUCCAUAAUAUUGGAUGCUCAUGUAGCUCUCCGCAUUAUUACUCUCGUUUUAGCAUGGCAGUGAUUAUGACGCUCAUGCAUUCCAAAGAUAAUAAUGAUAAUAACAUAGGGUAUUUAUAUUGCGCACAUAUCCACCUUGUUAGGUGCUCAAGGCGCUCCUAUAUUACCCGGCUAAGCUAGGCGUUCAUAGCGCACACAUCUUUUUAAGGAAUUACUUAACAUUCAUAUAAAAACUAAUGGAUCGUUCUCAUGCUUGUAUCAAGACUUUUAGCAUAUGUUGUAGAAAUCAAAUGUCUUUGUGGUACCGAUCAACACAUGAAAGCUAAUUGCAGUAAAAAUAUUCAUGAGAACAAUGACAUUGUGAUUUUACCUUCUUUCCCGUACCAUGAAAAUCAUGAGGAGAUAAACAAUUUUUUUUUCUUGUCAUGCUUAAGUCUUGUCUCAAGUCAUUUAGUAGUUGGACUUUGGAUUCAGGAAAAAAAGGCUGUAUUGCUUGACUUAGAUCCCUCACUUUUCAAAAUAUGAUAUAAUCAUGAAAAUGCAUAAAUCUUCAAUGAUUAUUAAAUAAGAGAGACCAUCUCCAUAUGUAUCUUCAGUGGCAUUGCAUUCUAGACAUCGUGGUUCCAUAACGUAAAGCCUAGUGGCUGAUUGUAUGAUUGAUUUUUGUGAUUAAUGGUACAUUGAAUCAAUGCAAUCAGUAGUAAAAAACUGUGCUGUGAUCAAACACCUUGCUUUGUAAUAUGGAAUACUGGCAUUAUGUUCAUGAAAAUUGUUGUCAUGUUCCAAAUACUACAAACGUAAUAUCGACCCCAAAUAUUGUUCUUUAUCAAAGGCUGAAAUAGGCAGGUUUCUACAUGUUUGUGUGUUUGGCAUAGUAUACUGACAAUUUUACUGUACUAGUUCUUUGAAGUGAAUUUGAGAGAGAAAAAAAAAUUUGGUAACGCCAUAUUUGCAGACAUGAAUCAUGAAUGCUAAGACUUUGAAUGAAUUAACCAUUUGCUAUUUCUGAAGCCUUACCUACCAAUUUGUGAAUUUGUGUUGCGAUAGAAUAUCUGUGUCAUUUUUAAUGCAUAACCAUACUGAAAUUGCCUGCCGAUUUAAUUGAAAAUCUGUAAUUAUUCUGCAAAAGAUCUACUUAAAACUUGAAAUAUAUGUACACCGCGGCAAAAGAGGAGUUUCUCCUUUUCCCUUGUUAGUCGGUAGUGUGGGGUUUUAUUUCUGAUUACACUUUCAUAAUGAAUAUCAAAAUCAUUUGAAUGUGUAUUGAAAGAAAUUAAAUAUCAAACAGUGACAUUUUGGAAACUGCAAGUUUUCACAGAGCAUGGCUUCUUAAAAGAAUGGGUAUUUUAAUCUUGUUGUUCUGGUGCAUUGAUCCAAAAAUUUGGUUGCAGAUUUAAGAAACAGGCUCAUGUAUUAACAGUGACUUGGACAACUCCAAUACAAAACGAAAAUGAUCUUAUCCUUCCUAUUUUAAGGUUCAACACCCUCUUCCCUUUGAAGCUCAUCAAUUUUAUUGUAAAUUGUAUAUAGUUGUAGUGAUUAAUUCUCUUUUUAGUUGUUUUGAUAAUCAGCAUCUUAUUUAUACACAUUUCUUAACUAGUUGAUAUUACUUUGUUUUAAAUCAGAUUAUCAGUGUUUGUCUACUUAUAUUUGUUAAGUUUAAAAUUGUUGGAGAAUGUAAUCUAUGGAACUUAUUCUUUGAUGCUUCUUGGGAUAGCAGUAUGAACAUUAUCAGAAACAACUAAAUUCCAACUAUGAUAAUCAAACUUUGUUCGUCAUUGGUAUAUUUUUCAUUGACAUCUUCUGUUAUGUAGGAGUAUAUUCAUGUAAGUUGCUGUUUGAAAUAAUUAUUCUUGGUCGUCAUAUUAUGGAGAAUAUAUUUUGAUAAUCAGUUAGAUGUCUGGUUUUGUGACUAAAAUACUUGUGCAAGAUUUGUUAAAGAACUAUGUGUAUUCAGUGAAUAUUUUAUUGCAGUAUACUCCUUAACAUUUCUUUGUUGGCAUUAGUGGUGAGCACUUGAAAAUUAAAGGAACAAAAAAUGAUCAUCAAAUUUGACACUUUACUAUAUUCCUAAAAUAUAUGUUCUAAUUAAAAUUAUGUAUUUCACUUGCCUUUUUGACACAGUAUGACUGGAUAUAGGGGUUAGACAGUAGGUUAUCUGCUGUAAAACAGCUAAGUGCAUAAUGAAAAUGCUAUGAAAGUAGUCUAUAUAUAGGUUUUCACUUUCAGUUUUUAUAUGUUUUCUUAUGUAAAUAGUAGCAGUUUUAAAUUAGAAGUAACCAUAUGUAGUCUGAUUAUGUUAUAUUCUUGUUUUUAGUACUUUUUGUGUAAAUAUUAGUGAAUGUGAGAGACAUAAGUCAGGUUUUUUUUAGUCACUUAAAUACCACUUAUGAUUGAUAUAUUUGCUUCUAGUUAUUGUCAGCUAGGUGCUUUUAUAGAUUUUUAUGCAUCUAUGUGGAGAAAGAAAAAAAAAUGCAUGCAACCCAAGUACAUAAGCAUAUGAUAAGAAAUAAGUUAUGACAGCAAUCAUUUUAAAAGGCAUCUGAAAUGUUAUGAAGUGAGCUUCUAUUCUGGUUUGACUCUUAAGAAGGAAAUCAACAUUUGUGCGUUGAAAAAAUCUCACUUUGUAGAUGAAGCCAUGUGUAUCAGAAUGGUUUGUCUUAAUAUUUCAGAUGGCUCAAAUCCUAAAUUUGUCUUAUUUGUUAAUUGCACAUGUGUGACGCAAACAUUACCAUAUCCUUCACUUAAAGUGAUCAUCAUGCACUGACUUUCUUUUCUUCUGAAUAAAAAUAAAAAUAUAACCCAGUUUGUAAUUCCAGGAUUUGUACAUUUAAUGUCAAUUGUCUUAAAUUGUUGGUAAACAUUUGCUUCUUCAUAAACUGUACUUGAGAACAUACCACAAUAACUUGACUGUCUCAGGUUUUAAGUGAAAAUGUCAAAUUUUUGUUUGAAUAAUAUUUACCUGGAACUUUGUGGACUGAAAUGCUUCUUGUCUUGCACCUCAAACUUGAUUCAUUGCUGUCGAUUAUCAGGGUUUGUCAAAUUUUCAAUAAAGAACCAGAACUGUA